AUGGCAGAUGUACGAAGUGAGAGAAAAAAAGAGCAUUUUGGUAUUUUGCGGCUGGAAAGGAUUUUGAAUUGUUUAAAGUGAAGAUAAAGAAAACAUGGAAACUAAACUGUCUGCGAAAGAAAUUCGACAAAAGUUUAUGAAUUUUUUUAUUGAAAGAUAUGACCAUCAAUAUGUGCAUUCUUCAUCAGUUAUUCCUCAUGAGGAUCCAACUUUGUUGUUUACUAAUGCUGGAAUGAACCAGUUUAAACCAAUAUUUUUGGGAACAGUAGAUCCUAAUAGUGAUGCUGCAAAGUAUGUUAGAACUGUUAAUACGCAGAAAUGCAUUCGUGCUGGUGGGAAGCACAAUGAUUUAGAUGAUGUAGGCAAAGAUGUUUAUCAUCAUACCUUUUUUGAAAUGUUAGGAAAUUGGUCUUUUGGAGAUUUUUUUAAGAGAGAGAUAUGUCAUUGGUCUUGGGAGUUGUUAACUGAAGUAUAUGGUCUGGAUAGCAAUCGCCUUUAUGUGACAUAUUUUGGUGGAUGUGCAGAUCUGGGAUUGGAGCCUGACUUGGAAUGUCGUGACAUAUGGAAAGAAGUUGGUGUUCCAGAAGAUCGUAUUUUGCCAUUUGGAAUGAAAGAUAACUUCUGGGAAAUGGGGGAAACAGGCCCCUGUGGUCCUUGUUCAGAAAUUCAUUUUGAUCGUAUUGGUGGGCGUGAUGCUAAACAUUUAGUAAAUGCUGAUGUACCAGAUGUUUUAGAAAUUUGGAAUUUAGUGUUUAUUCAGUUUAAUAGAGAAAGUGAUGGCUCAUUAAAAUUAUUGCCUAAAAAGCAUGUUGAUACUGGUAUGGGUUUAGAAAGAUUAGUAUCUGUUAUACAAGAAAAACCAUCUAAUUAUGAUACUGAUUUGUUUUUGCCAUUGUUUGAUGCUAUUCAAAAGGCAACUAAUGUAAGACCAUAUGAGGGACGAGUUGGAAAGGAUGAUACUGAUGGAAUUGAUAUGGCUUAUAGGGUUUUAGCUGAUCAUGCAAGGACAUUAACAAUUGCUUUAGCUGAUGGUGGACGUCCUGAUAAUACUGGAAGAGGGUAUGUUUUAAGAAGAAUUUUACGAAGAGCUGUAAGAUAUGCAACAGAGAAGUUGAAUGGCAAACCAGGAACAUUUGCAAGUUUAGUACCAGUUGUAGUUGAAUUAUUGGUAAAUUUUUAUUUUUAUUGAUUGUUAAAUGAGAAGGAAGAAGAAAAAGUUAAAAUCAUAUUGUAUGAGAGAUACCUGUAAUUCAAUAAUUUAAUAUGUUUAUUAAUCAAAUNCAUCAUUAUUAAUAUAUAUAUUUAAGGUGAUAUUGCUUGGAGGCUUUAUGAUACUUAUGGAUUUCCGAUUGAUCUUACACAAUUAAUGAUUGAAGAGAAAGGUCUUACAAUUGAUAUGACAGGCUAUGAAGUUGCUAAGAAACAGGCACAGUUAGCAUCUCAAGGUAAAGUAGAGGGACAAGAAGACAACAUAAAAUUAGAUGUCCAUGCUAUAUCUGAAUUACAACAGAAAGGAAUUUCUCCCACUUAUGAUUUACCUAAAUAUAGCUAUGUUGCAUUGUAUGAUGACAAAAAUUCAAAAUAUGAAUUUGAGGGUUGUACUGGUGAAGUUGUUGCUUUAAGGAAAAACAAAAUGUUUGUGGAUGAAGUAAAUAAUGGUGAUGAAUGUGGUGUAAUCUUAAAUAGAACUUGCUUCUAUGGAGAAGCAGGUGGACAAAUUUAUGACAUUGGAUUCAUGGUAAAGGAAUCUGAUGAAGAUGUUGAGUUUAAUGUAAAGGAAGUUCAUAUACAGGGAGGUUAUGUUGUUCAUAUAGGCAACAUUGGUGGAAAAUUAGCAGUUGGUAAUCAAGUAAAAUUAUUUAUUGAUGAGGAAAGGAGAAAAUUGGUUAUGAAUAAUCAUACAGGUACCCACAUUCUUAAUUUUGCUCUUCGUAAGGUUUUGUCAUCUGAUGCAGAUCAGAGAGGGUCUCUUGUUGCUCCUGACAGAUUGCGGUUUGAUUUUACAAAUAAGGGUGCUAUGACAGUUAAUCAAAUUCAAGAAACAGAAAUGGUUGCAAAUGAAGUAAUUAAUAAGAAUCAAGAAGUUUAUGCUAAAGAGUGUCCUUUACCUCUUGCUAAAGCCAUUCAAGGAUUAAGAGCAGUUUUUAAUGAGACUUAUCCUGAUCCUGUGAGAGUUGUGUCUGUUGGCAUACCUGUAGAUGAUCUGAUAGCUGAUCCCUGUGGUCCUGGUGGUUCCACUACAUCUGUAGAAUUCUGUGGUGGAACUCAUUUAAAAAGAAGUGGUCAUAUUGGUGAUUUUGUGAUUGCAAGUGAAGAAGCAAUUGCCAAAGGUAUUAGAAGAAUCGUUGCUUUGACAGGACCUGAAGCUUCUAAAGCUAUCAGGAAAGCUGAAAUUUAUGAGCAAGAUGUAGAAAAAAUACAAAAAUUAGUAAAUGAUAAAAAUAGAAAAAUUUCUGGAAAAGAAAUUGUAAAAAAAAUUGUUGAACUUACAGAGGAUAUUUCAAAGUCAAAUAUUUCAUACUGGAAGAAAGAAGAAAUGAGGAAUAAUUUGAAAAAUCUUAAAAAACAAUUAGAUGACAUGGAACGUGCACAAAAAGCUGCUAUUUUACAAGAAGUGGUUGAAGAAACUAAAAAUAUUAUUCAGAGUAAUUCCAAACUAAAAUUUAUGGUUCAUGAAUUAAAAGCUUUUGGCAAUGCAAAGGCAUUAGAUGCAGCUUUGAAACAAGUAAAAUCUCUAUCACCUGAAACCUCAGCUAUGUUUUUCAGUGUGGAUCGUGAAACAGGAAAAAUUAUUUGUCUUAGUUCAGUACCUAAGGAGGCAGUGGCGAGAGGUUUAAAAGCAAACGAAUGGAUACAGCAAAUAACUGGCAUAAUUCAUGGGAAAGGUGGCGGAAAAGACGAGUCUGCCCAGGCCACAGGUUGUAAACCUUCCGCUCUUUUAGAAGCCAUGGACGUAGCUAAUCAGUUUGCUAGGUUAAAAUUAGGACAAGAUGAAUUACUUCUCUGAGGAAAAAAAACAUUCUAUUUUUCAGAAUUGUGUAUAGAUAUGAUUUAAAAUUUUUCACAGAUUUUUUCCUGAAAAUAAUGAACUUGUCAUUCCAAAAAACACCACGGAACCAAAUCGCUGAUAUUUAAUCUUUUUUUUUUAAAGGAAGUUAUGCCAAUAACUUAUUGCUUUUCUAUGGAUUAAAAAUCUUCUGAAAAAUGA
Centruroides sculpturatus (bark scorpion) is the source of this 3208-nucleotide messenger RNA. RefSeq names its product alanine--tRNA ligase, cytoplasmic-like (gene AlaRS). Gene Ontology annotation, cellular component: mitochondrion; cytoplasm. Gene Ontology annotation, biological process: tRNA modification; translational initiation; alanyl-tRNA aminoacylation. The record is from RefSeq and is a predicted model, not a curated record. NCBI's taxonomy places the organism in Eukaryota, Metazoa, Arthropoda, Arachnida, Scorpiones, Buthidae. Gene Ontology annotation, molecular function: GTP binding; translation initiation factor activity; aminoacyl-tRNA deacylase activity. The transcript is spliced from 22 exons.